AUGCUGGAGGGCACCUCGAACGUCAAGCGGCUGGCGGUCCUGGAGACCGCUGUCGUGACCGGGGUGCUCGCAUCCCAGGAGCAGAGCAGGGACGUCAAGAUCGACCAGUUCUCCCUGAGUGUGUACGGCAAGGAGUUCAUCAAUGACACCAAGCUGGAGCUGACGUUUGGCCGUCGCAUCGGCCUGAUCGGCCAGAACGGCUCUGGCAAGUCCACCAUGCUGGCCGCGAUAGCAGCUCGCGAGAUCCCUAUCCCGAAGCACGUCGACAUGUGGUUCUUGGACUCGGAGGCCAAGCCAGAGGAGGUCACUGCCAUCCAGGCGGUGGUCGACGUGGUGGCGAAGGAGCACGAACGGCUGACCGAGCUUGUCAACAAGCUCAUUGAGGAGGACGCCGAGAAGAACGCCGAGAUGCUCGGGGUCAUCGGUGAGAAGCUGGACAAGAUGGAGCCCGAGACGUUCGAGCCCCGUGCCUGCGAGCUCCUGCAUGGCCUCGGCUUCACCGAGAAGAUGAUGCACAAGCACACCAAGGACAUGUCCGGCGGUUGGCGCAUGCGCGUGGCGUUGGCCCAGGCUUUGUUCGUCGAGCCGACCCUGUUGUUGCUGGAUGAGCCCACCAACCACCUGGACCUGGGAGCGUGCGUCUGGCUGGAGGAGUACCUGAAAACCUAUCCAAACACUUUGCUGUUCACGUCCCAUUCUGAGGACUUCAUGAACGGCGUGUGCACUAACAUCAUGCAGCUUACCCAGAAGGGCACGCUGGUGACCUGGGCUGGGAACUACGAUCAGUAUCACAAGACGCGCACAGAACUUGAGAAGAAUCAGAUGACGAAGUACAAGAAGGAGCAGGACGACAUUGCGCAUUUGAAGGAUUUCAUUCGAUCUUGUGGUACGUACUCAAAUUUGCGAAUCCAGGCGGAAUCCAAGCAGAAGAUCAUCGACAAGAUGGUCGAGGCUGGUCUCACCGAGAAGCCUAUGCCUGACCCCACGUACCAGUUCAGAUUUCCAGAUUCGGAAAAGCUUGCGCCACCAGUGAUUCAAUUCGCCGGCGUCUCAUUUUCUUACUCUGGGAAGAAGGAGGACCACCUCUAUGAGAAUCUUGAGCUGGGCGUCGACCUGGACUCCCGGAUUGCGCUGGUGGGGCCCAACGGCGCCGGGAAGUCAACGUUGCUCAAGUUGAUGUUGAAAGAGAUUGAGCCUACCGUCGGUGAGGUAAAGCGCAGCGGGAAGCUCCGCAUCGGGCACUACAACCAGCACAGCGAGGCAGUGUUAGACUUAGAGAAGACGCCGCUCAUUUUUUUGAAGGAGCUGUACCCUGAGGGCAUCGUCACCACUAAGGGGCAGGAGAAGAUGGAGGACGCGCAGUGGCGCGGCAAGCUCGGCUCCUUCGGGAUCACGGGGGACUUCCAGACGCGGAAGAUGAAGGUCGGCGGACACUCUCCGACGGCAUGA
Molecule: messenger RNA, 1449 nt
Organism: Prorocentrum cordatum
Lineage: Eukaryota; Dinophyceae; Prorocentrales; Prorocentraceae
Source: the annotation of a GenBank genome assembly